CUAUUCCCUUUAUUACAUAUAUGUAAUUCCGCCCUCUUUCACAUUCUCUUCCCUUCGCUUUCUAGUUUCUUCUUCACCUUCACCGCACCAAACCCCUCUCUCUCUUUCCCAACAAAAGAAAAUUGUUCAGUUCGCAUAUCCGAGGAAUUCAACAAAACCCUGCUCUCUCACCGAAAAGACACAAGAACAAAAACAAGUAACAACAUUUGCUCUCUUCUCUGUCUCCCAGCGAUCAUCACCAACAACAGGUUAAUUGGUUUUGCCAUAAAGAUGUCGACUUCGAUUUCGAGUACCAUUGCCACACCACCCCAGUUGGCACCAGUGAGAACAUAUGGCCUGCGCAUGGAGGGAAUUAAGCAAACUGGAUCUGAUCUAGGGAGGGUUUGCAUGCAGUUUCGACCUUUAGAUUAUAGAAGGGGACGUUUUCAGAUUGCUAAUUCUGGAGCCAGUCUUUCACAUUUUGAUGGAAGAACGCCCAUCAUGCGUUCCAUUGGAAUGUCUGUAAUAUGUGCUGCUGCCUCGAAUGCGAGAUGUGCUGGUGCUACUGCGGAGCAAACCCAGACUGUUACAAAGAAGUCUCCAACAAUUGCUUCUAUUCCUGGCAAGGAGAUGUCACCAAGACUUGAUGAUGGUGGCACUGGUUUUCCUCCAUAUGAUCGUGGUGGCGGUGGCGGCGGCGGCGGUGGUGGAGACAUUCCAUCAGGUGGAUGGAUCCUCUUUGGUUUUCUUGGUGUCCUUGACUUUCUGAAGGAUAAAGAAAUCAAGUGGCGUAAUCAGGAUGAUAGGUGAAGAUGAGUAAGGAUUCUCAUUAAUAUAAAAUAGGGACAGUUUGCUUACAUUUGUAGUAUAGACUAUAUAGAUUUAUUUGUGCUGCUAAUUCUUUUUCCAUUGAUGAAUAAAUUGUAAUACUUGGAAAAGGUCAACUUUGAGUUGUGGUUCAUUAGCAUAUGGCUUGUGGACUCGGGCAGGAGAUAUUCUUGACACUACAUUUUGUUUUUUAUUUUUAAUUUAGCAUGCACUUUCUAAGCAA
Molecule: messenger RNA, 1030 nt
Organism: Quercus robur (English oak)
Lineage: Eukaryota; Viridiplantae; Streptophyta; Magnoliopsida; Fagales; Fagaceae
Product: protein YELLOW LEAF 1, choloroplastic-like
Exons: 5
Coding region: 271-789 (172 amino acids)
Biological process (GO): thylakoid membrane organization; chloroplast organization
Cellular component (GO): chloroplast
Source: RefSeq, a predicted model, not a curated record